Messenger RNA from Trichechus manatus latirostris (Florida manatee), 1068 nucleotides. RefSeq lists its product as uncharacterized. Gene Ontology annotation, cellular component: blood microparticle. The record is from RefSeq and is a predicted model, not a curated record. Gene Ontology annotation, molecular function: antigen binding. NCBI's taxonomy places the organism in Eukaryota, Metazoa, Chordata, Mammalia, Sirenia, Trichechidae. Gene Ontology annotation, biological process: immunoglobulin mediated immune response. The transcript has 5 exons.
AUGGGACUCCAGAGCAUGCUGAGCCCAUGCAACCUCUCUCCAAAAAUGUUGGCCUCCUUCAUCAUCAUCUUCCAUCUUCCAUCGGGUGUCCUGUCCCAGAUGCAGCUGCAGGAGUCUGGCCCUCAGGUGGUGAGGACUUCAGAGACCCUCGCCCUUACCUGCACCAUCGCUGGUGACUCUGUCAGUAGCAUCACUCCUACUUGGGACUGGAUCAGGCAGGCCCCAUGGAAAGGCCUUGAGUGGAUGGAAAGGACGUACUUCACGUCUGGGUGGUACAGAGAUUAUGGGUAAUCUCUCAAAGGCCGACUAGUCAUCAACCCAGACACAUCCAAGAACCAGUUCUCCAUGCAACUGGCCUUAGUGGCUGCCAAGGACAUGGCCAUAUAUUACUGUUCAAGAGAAUCAGUUAGAGGAAGUCAGUGUGAGCCCAGACUCAAACCUUCCUACAAAGGAGCAGGAAGGGCUGGGCUGCAGUGGGCUCUCAGGACGACCAGUGGGUGCACAAGACCACAGAGCACGGGCCCCAGAACAAGGAACAGGUGCAGAGCUGCAGGGUUGUUCACAUGCAAAUCUCUCUCCAGCCAUGGAGGCAGGAGGAGCCUUAAGAUUGAACAGGUCAGUGUGAUUUCUCAGUCUGAGCUGAGGUCUGUGAGGAAGACAGGAUUCCCUAGGAAAAAAAAUAUGAAGUUACUGUGCCUCCUCCUCUGCCUGGUGGCUUCAAUCCUAGGUGUCCUGUCCCAGGUGCAGCUGCAGGAGUCAGGCCCAGGACUGGUGAAGCCCUCAGAUAGCUUGACACUCACCUGCACUGUCUUUGGAUUCUCCAUCACCAGCAGUUCCUGUUGCCAUUGGUUCUGCCAGCCCCUGGGGAAAGAUAUAGAAUGGAUAGGGGAGAUAUGUUAUAAUGGUAGCACUUACUACAGUCCAUCCCUCAAGAGCUGCAGCACUGUCUACAGAGACACAGCCAAGAACCAGAUCUUCUUGCAGCAGAGCUCCAUGACUACCAAAAACACAACGAUGUAUUACUGUGCAAGACUACCCAUGGACAGCAGGGUCUUAUCCUCAAAAUGA